Epinephelus lanceolatus (giant grouper) is the source of this 6939-nucleotide messenger RNA. Its product is annotated as histone acetyltransferase KAT7-like. Gene Ontology annotation, cellular component: chromatin; nucleus; histone H3-K14 acetyltransferase complex. Lineage: Eukaryota; Metazoa; Chordata; Actinopteri; Perciformes; Serranidae. The record is from RefSeq and is a predicted model, not a curated record. Gene Ontology annotation, biological process: regulation of transcription by RNA polymerase II. Gene Ontology annotation, molecular function: histone H3 acetyltransferase activity; chromatin binding; zinc ion binding.
UAUUUCAUUUGUCUUAACUGAGCAGUUGGGGUCACCAUGGUAACAGUCUUAAGACAGUUAAUUGGCUUCAUAUUGGGACCUCACGCGGAGGCUGCACUCGGGUGUUGUCGUAUGGUGCUCGGUACCAGAUGCAGACGGUGUUAUUCGGGGUGAACCGGAGGUGAUGUGAUGAGGCUUAUUUAGAGUAUUUAUUAAGACGUCCAUCGCGUUAGGAGGCAGGAGGCAGGAGGGGAGCAGAGCCGGAGGAGAUGUGGAGGAGGUGAUGCUCCUCCCCCAGCAUGGGAUCUUUGUUGAAUUAUCCACUGAGGACCGCCGGCAGCAGCUCGGACGGGACGGAGGACUCGGAUUUUUCCGCCGACCUCGAGCACACCGAAGCUGCAGAGAGCGUGCACAGGCGCAGCAGCACGCGCCUGACCCGCGCGUCACUGCGACUCAGCCGCAGCUCACAAGAUAACUGCAGCUCAGCACGGAGCAGCUCUCCUGCAGCCACAGGUCCUGACGAAGGCCAGGAUUCAGCAGCAGAGUCAGCAGCAGCAGCAGCAACAGCAGUGGCAGCGUCCGUCUUCUCCUCCGGGCGCAGGAUCACACGCAGCCAACAGGGGGCAACAAACACCACAGCCAAAAAAUACCCACUGCGUCAGAGCAGGUCAUCCGGCUCAGACACUGAGGCAAACGACCUGAAGCAGGGUGCAGACCGGGACGAGACGCCUCCCCGGACCCCGACAGGUAACGCCCCGUCUUCAGAGUCAGACAUCGAGGUGUCCAGCCCUGGCAACGACCUUGUGUCUUCCAGCAACGAUAUUGUAGUUUCACAAGAGGAGGACGAGCGAUUGGCCAAAGAGCUGUCACUCAAAGAGGCCGCCGCCCACGACCUCUCCCACCGGCCCAAACGACGGCGCUUCCACGAGAGCUACAACUUCAACAUGAAGUGUCCCACACCGGGGUGCAACUCUUUGGGUCAUCUAACGGGGAGGCAUGAGAGACAUUUCUCCAUAUCAGGAUGUCCUCUGUACCACAAUCUGUCUGCUGAUGAAUGCAAGGGCAAGGCAUCGACGCGCGACAAACAGGCCGAGGAGAGGACGCUGUCACACCGCCAGGAUGAGAACAGACACUCCACAAGAAACCAGGCUCCUACGGAGCGCCAGCUGCGAUACAAGGAGAAGGUGACGGAGCUGAGGAGGAAGAGGAACUCUGGUCUCAAUAAAGAGCAGAAGGACAAGUACAUGGAGCACCGUCAGAGCCACGGAGCGAGCAGGGAGCCGCUGCUGGAGAACAUCACCAGCGACUACGACCUCGAGCUGUUCAGGAAAGCGCAGGCACGUGCCUCGGAGGACCUUGAGAAGCUCCGUCUGGCCGGCCAGGUGUCGGAGGGCAGCAACAUGAUAAAGACCAUCGUGUUCGGCCGCUACGAGCUGGACACAUGGUACCACUCUCCGUACCCGGAGGAAUACGCCCGGCUGGGGAGGCUCUACAUGUGCGAGUUCUGCCUCAAGUAUAUGAAGAGCCAGACCAUCCUGCGCAGGCACAUGGCCAAGUGUGUGUGGAAGCAUCCUCCAGGUGAUGAGAUCUACAGGAAGGGGAACAUCUCUGUCUUUGAGGUGGACGGGAAGAAGAACAAGAUUUACUGUCAGAACUUGUGUCUGCUGGCGAAGCUCUUCCUGGACCACAAGACUCUGUACUACGAUGUAGAACCUUUCCUCUUCUACGUCAUGACCGAAGCCGACAACACAGGGUGCCAUCUAGUCGGGUACUUCUCCAAGGAGAAGAACUCGUUCCUGAACUACAACGUGUCCUGCAUCCUCACCAUGCCACAGUACAUGAGGCAGGGCUACGGCAAGAUGCUCAUAGACUUCAGUUACCUGUUGUCUAAGGUGGAGGAGAAGGUGGGCUCACCUGAGCGCCCCCUGUCUGACCUGGGCCUUAUCAGCUACCGCAGUUACUGGAAGGAGGUGCUGCUGCGCUACCUGAACAACUUUCAGGGCAAAGAGAUCUCCAUCAAAGAGAUCAGUCAGGAGACGGCAGUGAACCCAGUGGAUAUUGUCAGCACACUGCAAUCUCUCCAGAUGCUCAAAUACUGGAAGGGAAAGCACCUGGUUUUAAAGAGACAGGACCUCAUCGACGACUGGAAGGCCAAGGAGAUCAAACGUGGUAACGGCAAGACCAUUGACCCCAAAGCCUUAAAAUGGACACCGCCUAAAGGGACGUAGAGGAGCUUCCUUUCACACUCCAAACCCAACACACACACAGACAGGUCCUCCGUGUACACUGGCAUGCUCACAGACCCUGAGCCUAAACCCUCACACACACACACACACACACACACACACACACACACACACACACACCUGUACGAAACGCUUUCAGCAGCUACAGCACAGUCAGCCACUUACAGAGUCAGCCAUUACUCUGGGUUCAUCAGCUGCCAAACACUGGCAAAAUGUGCAGGAAUCUGGAGCUAAUACAUGAAUGAAUAAUCAGAAAUAUUUUACCACCUGGCUGUGUGAGGUCAGUUUGUGAGAUCUGGCUCUGUGAAAUGUGACCAAGCUGCAGUCAGAGUUUCCAUCUGAAAUAUUAAAAGAAACAAGUAAAUCUCUAAUUGGUAAUUAGUGGUAGUGUUAAGAAGCAGUGUUGCAGCUUCAGAUGUCUUUCAAAGUUAACUGCGGUGUUUUUCACCAACUGGAUGUUUUUGUGCCUUAGUGACGAACGAGAACUAGAAGAGAAUCAAUUCAUCAUUUAUAUUUAGAUUUUAUAUUUUUGGUUUCAGGCUCUAACUAAGACACUAAAUGUCCGACAGACAGUAUGACUACAAUGUUAAAUAACGAGCUUACGCAGCGGCCAGUGAUGUCUGUCUACGCAGGAUCCCUGCUGAUACUUCCUCGACCUCAUUUAUUAUCUGGAAAGUGAAAGUAAUUGUGCAUUAUAAGUGCACCUUCUCGCAGACACCUGAUUAACACAGAACACCAGACACGCCCGCUAAUCCAAUCUGCGGCAGGCGGAUCUGAACCUGCGCUGACCGAAUGCAGGUCGGCAGCUCGUUGACUCAUGCAAUGAAUUUUGUCAGACACAGACCAGCUGGCUGUGAUUAAACAGGACGAAAAUACAUGACGUUUCUAGGAAUACGAGUCCCGACCUCUAUUUAUCAUUCAGGUCAUAUGACUACACACAGUUCUCAAACAGGCCGGGGAAGGCUUGAUGAUUUCUGUUAGAGCCGCACAAACAUCACAACAGGAAGGAAAUAGUAUCUUGUUUUAACUUCUGUCCCUUCACACUAGGGCUGCACAGUAUGAAAAAAAUAUAACGUUGAAUACCACGAUAACGAUGUUACUUGCGAUAAAUAAAUAGAUUGGAAAGUGUACUCAGUUUCUGCUGAUUUCAGUACAGUACGAAAAUAAAACAAAUUGCUUGUUGAAUUAAAGGAACACUUCACCCCUGAAAUGAUAAUUUGCAUAUCAGUUACUCACCCUGUGUUGAGUUGGAUUCAUGAAAAAAACAUUGUUUUUCUUGCACACCUCCACCGUGAAUGGCGAAUCCAAAAACAGAGAAAAUACUCAGUGUAUUGAAGUCAUUGGGGUCCACGUUUAACAACAGCAGAACUAUAUCCAAACAUCUGUUUACAACUCUCACACAAUUGGUGCAGUGUAAUUAUGCUCAGUACUUCACUAACGCAUGCAUUUUCGCAGAAACAUUACGAUCUGUUACUGAGCUGAAAGUGAAACUUAUCAAUGCCAGACUCCAUUGAGAAAAACAGUAAUUUUACCUCAGUGAACACAGAAGCUGCUGGUUUAUUGCUGCCUCGAUCAGUGAGUCUCUUUUUGUUAUUGUGUGACUUUCAUGUGUUAGAGGGUUUGUUCAGAUUCACCAAAGUCACACAAUAAAGCAGACAAACUGACUGAUUAAGGCAGCGCAUGGCCAGCAGCUCCCCGUGUUCAGCGAGGUAAAAUUAGUGUUUUUGUUAAUGGAGUCUGGCUUUGAAGAGAGCAUCAAUAAGUUUCACUUUCCGUGCAGUUUCCCCUUCAGAAAGGGCCGUCCGUUUGGGAAGUAUUGAGCAUAUGGAUGUAUAAAUGAGACUUGGCUUAGGUGUUUUGAUAUUGUUUUGCUGUUGUUAAAUGUGGACCCCAGUUAAUUCAAUUAAAAAAAAACAGGUUUUUGAUUCUCUGCUCACCGUAGAGGCACGAGAGAAACGUUGUUGUGAAUUCAGUGUAACACGAGGUGAGUAAUUGAUAUACAAAUGAUCAUUUGGGGGGUGCUCCUUUAAAAAAAUUAAAAGAUGUUAAAUCUAACAUGCUUUUAUCGAAGAAAUUGAACAUUGAACUGAACUCAAAAGACACCGCUAAAAAAGAAGAAUGAGAUUUUCUACUGAUACUCUAUCAACUAAAAAGAAAUCAGAGUGCAGCAUCGCAGCCUUUCAGUGUGUUUAUGCCAUGACAAUAAAUGUAUAUCCUGCAGACCUACUUCACACACUGUGGUACUUAAUUGUGUUCAGAGUGGGCAUCAGAUGCAGAGUGAUGUUGCUGUACGUCAUGCAUCCCAUCAACUUAAGAUUUUACAACUCUGUCUUUAAAAAAAAAAGUGUAGACAUAUGAAAUGAAGAGUUACAGUCAGAUGGUCUGAGGUCAGAUGUGUUUGUGUCACAAACGUUAAACAGAGCAGAGCGUACAAACUGACGCUGACGGCGGCUGAUUGAACCCAGAGCUCAUCAAUAACUCAGCGUCUCUCUCAUGCAACAAACACACACCUCAUGUCUGUUAUAUAACCCGUCACACCCAUUAGUCAGGAAGCUAUAGCUGCCAUUGGCCGAGUUCGUACCGUGUUGUGUCCCCAGGAUGUGACCCGUACGUGGUGUCUUCCCUUCUUUCUUUUUUUAAACCUUAUAUCUUAGUGCCGGCUGUGUUGUUUCAUGAUGUGUUCUCAGUGUUGGAGCUCACAAACAUGUCCUCUCUGUGUUCUCUGUGGUGGUUUUGUUAAUGUUCUCAAUGAUAUUUUAUACUUUCUCUACCUCUGAGGUUUACCACUGUAUAAAAGCUACAACGGCCCAUUUUAAGCUUCGUUAUUUUCCUUUUUUAUUCUCUGUGUUAACAUGUGAAACUAAAGCAAGUGUUUGUUUUUUUAACUAGAUUUUUAAAAAAUAUAUAUACUAUUUAUAUUCUUAAAAUGAUAUGUUAACUGCGUAGAACGUGAAAGACAAGGUCUGGUAGAGGAAUGUCGACUCUAGGACGGGCUUCCUUGUGAAUAUGAAUAUUUAUCCUGAAAUUGUACGUAGGUUCAAAUGUGUGUAGAAGCUCUUGGAAGGUACCAACAAAGACAAUGUGUACGUUUACAUGCACACUGAUAUUCCACUUUUAUUCCAAAUUUGACAAUAGUCCAAAUUUAAUACGGCUCAUGUUAAAAACAUUCUGUUUAGAUAUUCCGAGUGAGGCCUUCAGGCUGAUUUAUGCUUUGGCGCGUGACAUUUUUGACGAGUGUCGCUCAACAGAAAUUAAACAGUCACAAGACGUUUUCCAUUUAUGCUUCGGCAAAAGGUUUCAGUCGUCUCCAUGGUAACCAGAGACCCCCUGCUUUUGUUCACGGUCAUUGUCCAGUAAAGAGUAUUCUGCACAGACGGCUGAUUAAAUCACACAGAUGUCCCACUGUACGUGUGUUUUAGUCUCAUUAACUUUACAUUCAUUGAUUGAUCAGCUCCCAGUCUGUCUGUGAGCCAAUAUAUACAAACACCACUGAUUUUCCUGUGUCGCUAACGUGAAAUAUUUAGAUUCAGUAAAUGUCUGCUGUGUGUCAGCCUGGUGAAGGCAGUUCUGACUGCUUCUAUGGACAGAGACGCUGAAUGCUGGUCAGAUUCGGUGUGUGGCGACAACAGUGACACUACUACUAUGAGGGGGGAUAAAAUCACUAAUUAAUAUAUAUAUACACUCACUGUUGAUUCCCUUCAGUGGUGCUGACAUUAAAAAUAUUUGGGUUCAGUAAAUAACUGUUGUCAGUCAGCCUGGUGAGGGCUGUUUGUUGACCGCAAGUGUCUUGCAUAUGUGUCAGGUUUGCAAACAGCACACUUUAUUUUAAAGUACAGUGAAUUUCCGGCAUAGAGCUUUUAUUUUGAAGUGCUGUUUCCUGCUGUAGACUGAAUGACUAACGGAUAGCUACUUAAAAGAGACAGCACACGAGCCAAACGCAAGGGAGACACUGAAUAUAUUUGACUGUGUGGACCGUUAGCUAAUGACCAAGAGGGAUCUGGACCCCAUGCCUGGACCAGUUGGGAACAACUGGUGUAAAGCACACAAAUGUCCCGCUAUAUAUGUGUUGUUAUCUUAUUAACUUUAUAUAUUUCCCCCUCACUUGCUAUGAAGAGAGGGGAAAAUAAAAUGAAUAUAUUAAUAUAUACAAACGCCAUUAAUUUCUUCCCGUGGCACAGACAUGAACAAUAUUUAGGUGCAGUAAAUGUCUGCUGUCAGUCAGCCUGGUGAAGGCAGAUUGGGCAGCAGAGGGCUGCUUCUGUGGACAGAGACAUUGAAUGCACAUUGCGCAACAAAAUAUAACGAUGUCCGCGUCACAAGAAAAUACUCCAUGUGCACAACAUGAGAGAAAAGUGUCAAGCCGUCAGUCGAGUGACACUCUUCAAAAGUGUCACACACCUGAGCAUUAAUUAGGCUUUAUUCUGGAUGCAGCAUUUCUGAUUACGAUAGGUGUCGAUAUUAUUCAGGUUUUAGGAGCAUUCUUUGGGCAUAUAGUGCAUUUGUAAAUUUUGCAGUUUGCAACACAAAGCCUCUCGUCUGUUUACUAUAUAUUUACUGUAGGGCCGAGAUACAUGCCCAAAAAAAAGCCCACAUCUCGGGUCAGAAGGAGAAACACACCCACUUUUAAACAUUAUGAAAGACUUGGUUAGCAACAGGUUUUUGGAUCUGUGCACGUAUUGUAACACAGACCAUUUCAAGAAGGAGGUUGAAGGAA